AUGAAUAAUCAAAAUGAUGGUGAGGCUCAUGUACAAAUGUUGACAGACGUUUGCCAAAAUGUUUGUACAUUUAUCAAAACAAUAACAAUGAAUAACAUGUCAAAUAUUGAUAAGUUAAAUACCUUUGAAAUAAAAAUUAAUGAUUUGCAAUGUAUUUGUUCUAAAUUAAAAACUAAAUUAGAACAAAUUAAUGAACAAGUUAAAACAUUAGCAAGUUUGUUAAAUUUCGCAACUGACCAAGAUGCGUCUGCUAUCGAUAUAUUGACUCAAUGGAUUUUAUCGCUUUCAAACAAAAAUAUUGAAUAUCCCAAGAAAAGAAAAUUAUAUACAUCAUAUUCACCUCUAAAGUUGUCUCUUAAAGAUAAAACUGAGAUUAAUGAAAGCACUAAAAAUAAACCAAUGUGUACAAAACCUGAAAAAGAAAACAAAAUUAAAUGUCAAAAUGAAUUAAAUAAUAUAUGGAAAUUACAAGUUAAGCGUGAUGGAAAUCCUUCUGAUUUAUUAAAGAAAUCUAAACAAACUACAUUAAUGCUUCAACCACAAAAAGAAAAGAUGAAGAUGGAUAUUACUACUUUCAGCAGUCCUACACCUAAAAUAUCAGUAUUAAAUUCUUCUAGUUUAUUUAGUCCUGAGAUGUUAAAUUUGAAAAAUUAUACGACUAAUGAUAAUACAAUAUGUGAAACAAAUAUAAUUCAUAAUACAGAACUAAAUGAUUCGACUAAUAUUUCUUUAAGUAAUUUUAAUGCAAUUACCAAGCCUAGCAAAAAUACAUUGUCUAUAAUAAAAACAAAUUUUUUAAAAUCAAAAGAAACAAAUACUUCCCAUGGUGAAACUGAAAAACAUGAUCAUUCAAAUGAUGAAACCAAUUGUAGCCCAAUAAAUAUAUCAAUGAGUGUUUUAAAUAAUGCAACAACACUUAAAAAGCAAAUCAAAAUUCCUAAUGGAAAUUUAUUAGAUAGUUUUGAUAUUAUUCCUGGUUUGAAUGAUAAAAAAAAUGACUUACCCAAUUACAAAUUUAAAGAAGAUCCUGUUAGAAAACAUAAUGAACGAAAGUUGUUAAAUGGUUGGGAUUGUAAAGACUGUUGCAAAUUUUAUGAAGAAAAUAAUGAUAAUCCUAUAGAUGCAAAAAAUGCAAUGAAUCACUUUUCAAGACAUCGUUCUCAUAAACAUCAACACCACGCUCCAACACCACCAGGAUUUUGGGAUCCAUUGUAA
This is a messenger RNA of Macrosiphum euphorbiae (potato aphid), 1215 nucleotides long. NCBI's taxonomy places the organism in Eukaryota, Metazoa, Arthropoda, Insecta, Hemiptera, Aphididae. The record is from the annotation of a GenBank genome assembly.